Messenger RNA from Lachnellula hyalina, 1767 nucleotides. It is a transcript of the gene HSPA12B, whose product is annotated as Heat shock 70 kDa protein. Bases 1 to 1767 code for a protein of 588 amino acids. NCBI's taxonomy places the organism in Eukaryota, Fungi, Ascomycota, Leotiomycetes, Helotiales, Lachnaceae. The transcript has 9 exons. The record is from RefSeq and is a predicted model, not a curated record. Gene Ontology annotation, molecular function: ATP-dependent protein folding chaperone; ATP binding.
AUGGAUUCUACAGGAAAGAAGGAGCCUCAAGUGGUCGUCAAUAGGCCCAAGGUUUACGAGUCCGAGGACAAACUAGUCAUCGGAUUGGAUUUUGGAACAACCUUUAGUGGUAUUGCUUAUGCAUUUUCAAAUGAGAGAAAGCCAGAUCUAGUAUCCAUCAUGGACUGGCCAGGCCUCGAAGGAAACAAACAACCGAAAGUACCGACUGUCAUAUGCUAUGAUGAAGCAGACAAAACCAAGUUUACCUGGGGAGGAAUGAAGCACCCAAGGGAAGUAGUUCCAGGUAUCAAGCUAUUGCUAGAUCCAGAUCAGCCAGGACCACUGUACCUCCCAGAAUCGUCGGCGAAAAGCGACCUCAAAAGUUUAGGCAAACCUGCGGUGGACGUUGCUGCUGAUUUUAUCGGUGCAAUGUAUAAACAUGCCAUUUCCCGCAUUGAGUCCAAGGUACCAUCGGAUUACCUCGAGAUGUGUCAGAAGCAAUUUGUACUCUCAGUCCCAGCCGUAUGGUCUGAUAAAGCAAAGAACAAGACGCUACAGGCGGCAAAGCGAGCAGGCAUUCAUCCCAUUUCUCUCAUCAAGGAGCCCGAAGCCGCGGCAAUGUACACGCUGCACGGAUUGAAGGACAAGAUGCUAGCUGUAGGAGACGCGUUUGUCAUUUGUGAUGCUGGUGGCGGUACCGUCGAUUUAAUAUCAUACGAAAUCACAGCUCUCAGCCCCAAACUUGAGUUAAAAAAAUUAGUACCAGGAAAAGGGGGUAUGGUAGGAUCGUUAGGACUCAACAAACGGUUCGAGCAAUCCGUUAAAGAACUCGUAGGGGAAGAUCAAUAUUAUCAUCUGCAGAAAACAACGGGUUUUGCUCAGGCAACACCACAAUUUGACCGAUCAAUCAAGACAGCAUUUAGAGGAUCUGCUGAGGAGGAUUAUUUUGUCAAUUUCCCUAUGGCAAAAUUAAAGAAUGAUCCCGUAAACAACCUAGAAGCAAACUUUUGGAAUAUCAAAGGAGAUGAUGCAAAGAAGAUUUUUGACCCUUUGAUAAACGACAUCGAGAGGUUAGUAGAAGAACAGGUCAACCUAGUGACUGUCAAACGCAUGUCAGAAGGCCACCCGAAAGCAACUGAAGUCAAGGCAAUAUUCCUAGUCGGGGGAUUCGGCUCAAGCGAAUACUUGAAAGCUCGUCUCCAAGGAUUGCACAAAAACAUCCAAAUUAUUCAACCUCACGAUGCUUGGUCUGCCAUUGUUAAGGGUGCAGUUCUAAGUCAGCUUCCACAAGAAGCAAGUGUGGUUUCCACUCAAUCUUUACGGCACUACGGUGUCUCUGCCAUGUGCGAAUUCGACCCAAAGAAUGACGAAGACCAUUUAAGGGUGUUUUCAGCACCUGAAGGCAUAGACAGAGUUGAACGCAUGACUUGGUACAUCCACAAAGGCGAAGAUCUGCAACGCGAGCAGACAAUCCACUUUCCUUUCUUCCAUUCCCUCGCCGUCAACUAUACCCCCGAUGAUCUUAUCUUCUCAGACGAGCUUAUCCAGUCCGAAAGCAAGGAUCCUCCGUUAUACCCAGCCAAGGGAAGCACGAGCACCAACUGCGUCCUCGAAGCAUACUUGAAGACUGUGGACCCUAGUAAGUUCAAGAAGAAGACGGGCGCGGAUGGGAAGGAGUAUCACGAUGUGUUUUACGAACUCGCUGUUACCAUGAAACCAGCUACGAUGAGAUUUGCUUUGACUUUCAAGGGGGAGGAGAUGGGAAGUCUGGAGGCUAAUUACGACUGA